AUGGAUAUCAACUACAACAAGACAUUAUUGGAUACCCAUCUAGAGAGACUUGCAACAUACAGCUCUAACACUGACUCCAAUUGCACCAACUCUGACAUAGUCCUUCAGAUAGUUGGAAUCAAUCACCAAAUUCGAGACAAAGUAUUUCUUGAACUGUCCGAUUCAAAACACAUUGUAUCUGCACUUAUUAAUGAUACCUCUAAGAAGACCAGGGACUUUCCAAUCAACACAUGCAUCCGUGUGAAGAAGUUUACCUUAGCAAUAAGGGGUCACUUGGUCAUUCUUAACUAUGAGUUGAUACCUCCUACACAAGACAAAGAAAAAGGUGACAAGCCUAUCCACAUCCAUCCCAUAACAUUGGUCAUCUCAGACCUAGACAAGAAAAAAUCGUCCCGAGCUCCAUUGUCUCCACUCAACAAGAUCAAAUCUUACCUAAUAGGAUUCAAGAACUCCAAAUCACGAUACUAUAUCACUUCCAACCAGUUAAACAUUGCCAUCAGUGAGUUGUUGAUCAACUAUCCCAACCAUCCAAACCAAAAAACAGAGUCAAUACAUUCGUCAACACAGCAACAAUGUUUGUUGACACUGGUAUCCAAUUUACUAGAUAGUCGUCAUCUGCAUAAUAUUGAGCAUGACAUACUUAAAGACUUUGGUCGACUACUGAACAAUAUUGACUUUGAGUCGUUGAAAGACAGAUCAUUGGAACAAACAUUGUCAUACCUUAAUUUGGCAAUAGCCAAGCCACAUUGGUCAUAUUUCAUCUUGGUGGAUGCUGGCUUCAUCUCAACAUUACUCACAUCACUGAGGGAGUCUAGUCUGGCAAAUGAUGAACAGAUGGAUCAACUUUUCAAUCUCUAUCUCAUGUUGCUUCGUGCCUAUUUGGACUGUCCUGGUUGUUACGACAACAUUUCAUUAGCCUUUGGAAGAGAUCGAGUUGAACAAGGACUCUUUCAACUGAUGCUGGGGACCAACAGCAGGGUCUCGCCACCAUCAUCGUACCAAAUUCUAUACUUUAUCCAAUGGAUAGCUAACAAGGGCAGCUUGCCAACUAAUAUCAUUGACAAUGGAGAGAUCAAGCAAUCACUCUUUAAGCUAGUAGUGUCUACAAUGGCCAAUGGGCUGAUGAAUAACUGGAAUGCAAUGUCUUCAGUGCUAUCAAUGGUGAUUGAUGACAUCGACAAAGAUGACAAUCAAGAGAGAAUGAUACAUCUGUUGACGCCUGAGAAACAUCCAUAG
Messenger RNA from Acytostelium subglobosum LB1, 1236 nucleotides. RefSeq lists its product as hypothetical. The record is from RefSeq and is a predicted model, not a curated record. The transcript has 5 exons. Bases 1 to 1236 code for a protein of 411 amino acids. NCBI's taxonomy places the organism in Eukaryota, Evosea, Eumycetozoa, Acytosteliales, Acytosteliaceae.